GCACCCCCACCAUAGCAUCCGCCCCUACAAGCGUUGUUUUCCCUCCUCUUCUCCUAUCUUCCAUCGUCCUCCACCCUCAAUCCAGCAUCAUCUCACCCUCUCAAUUAACAUGAUCAAGACAAGAACGCAAUUCCUUUAAUUCUUGAUCGGACAAACAAAACGUGGCAAAUUAUUCUUUUAGUUUUCAAAUUGCAACGAUAUUAGAAAAACUUGUUUCAAAUAAAGACUAUUCCAAGUGUUUUUUUAUUCUUUUUUGUAAACAAAACUAAACUUAGCCGGUCUACGAUCCAAAUUCUUCUCAUCCCACAUUCCCAAAACAAUAAUCAAUAAUGUCAUCCCAACCUUCCGGCGGCUACGCCGCCGCAGCAACCACCCAACCAUGGCCGUCAUUCUUCGACAUCCACUCUCUCUCCAUCCCAGUCUCCCUCUCCGACGCCACAACUCGCCUCAACUUAAACCUCUCCCACUUCAAACUCAACUACCUCAACAUCUUCCUCAUCGUCCUCUUCCUUACUCUCGCUCUUCGCCCUCUCUCUCUCCUCCUCGUCUUCGCCUCCGCAAUCGCCUGGUACUACUUCUACUUCAACUCCCGCACUUCUCCGCUCGAAAUUCUAGGGUUCGUCGUUGACGAUCGAGUCAUUGUUGGUGUGCUUUCUGUGAUUACGAUCAUCGCUUUUGUUGUUGCUCAUGCUUGGAUGAAUUUGCUGGUUUCGAUUGUGGUUUCGGCUGUGCUUGUUUGUUUGCACGGUGUUCUUAGGGCUCCGGUUGGUGAUUCUGAUCCUUAUGGUGGUCUUCUUGAUGCUGAAUCUGGUGGUUAUAGUGAGUUUUAAUUCAAUUAGGGUUUUCUAAUUUUGGAUUAAUUUUAGUGUGUGAUUGUUGUUGAUUUGUGAUUGAAGCUGGUAAUUGAAUCAUAUGCUUGAUUUAUAUGAGCAUUAAUUUUGCUUGUAAUUGAUCAGAAAUUGUAGUUGAUUGCAAUGAAAUUGAUCGCGUUUUUGCUAAUUUGGACAAAUUAUGUGUAAUUUUGCUGUCAAAUUGGUUUGAUUGUUAGAUUUGAGCUCAAGAAACUAUUAUUAUU
Messenger RNA from Chenopodium quinoa (quinoa), 1075 nucleotides. RefSeq names its product PRA1 family protein D-like. The record is from RefSeq and is a predicted model, not a curated record. Gene Ontology annotation, biological process: vesicle-mediated transport. NCBI's taxonomy places the organism in Eukaryota, Viridiplantae, Streptophyta, Magnoliopsida, Caryophyllales, Amaranthaceae. Bases 330 to 830 code for a protein of 166 amino acids. Gene Ontology annotation, cellular component: endoplasmic reticulum; Golgi apparatus. The transcript has a single exon.